Messenger RNA from Talaromyces atroroseus, 2400 nucleotides. RefSeq lists its product as hypothetical. NCBI's taxonomy places the organism in Eukaryota, Fungi, Ascomycota, Eurotiomycetes, Eurotiales, Trichocomaceae. The record is from RefSeq and is a predicted model, not a curated record. The transcript has 7 exons. Bases 1 to 2400 code for a protein of 799 amino acids.
AUGGCACCAGUACCCCUCUCCAUCCUUCGUGCCCUAUCCCUACCCCUCGACCCAUCAAAAACCAAUCUCUCUGUAUCCGGCCUGGGAUCAGGAUUCUCCAAAACAGGACGAAUCCGCGCUCGUGUACCGGGGCAGCAUGAUGCAUCCGAAGAAGAACGUCAAUAUUUUAUCAAGAUAUCGCCAGACGGCAAGGAAAUGUUUCAGGGCGAGUUUGCUUCUCUAAAUGCGAUUGCUGAUAUAGUUCCUGGAUUCUGUCCGAGGGCGUUGGCCUGGGGUACAUUAAGUGAAGAAGAGGAUAGUGUUGAUGGGGGAAACCAGGGAUACUUUCUGGUCACUGAAUUUCUGGACUUGACUGGAGGUUCUUCAAGGUCAUCGAGAAACACUAAUAAGACCAAAGAAACAUCAUUGGCGUACAGAUUAGGAAAGCUACAUAGCACACCCGCACCACCACCACCGCCUCCUCCAGGAUUAUCGGAGAACAGUGAUUCCAAAGAUGGUGAUGGGAAACCGCAAUUCGGCUUCCCAGUGCCCACAUACUGCGGUGACUCGCGACAGCAAAACCGCUUCUACCCGUCUUGGGCCGACUUCUACGCUUUUGGCCGAUUGAGGAUGAUUCUCAGCGAAGCUGAGGACCGCCAGGGCCCAGAUAAACAUUUAAAAGAUCUCGUUUCUCAAACUGCCGAUUUUGUUGUGCCGCGAUUACUGGGUGAUAAACAUCUUGGCUACAAUAAAAAGACCGGUCAAGGAAAUGGAGUUGUCCCUGUCGUUGUGCAUGGGGAUUUGUGGAGUGGUAAUGCCAGUCGAGGACGGAUUGUUGGAUCCGGAAAUUCAAAGGAUGAAGAGGGUGUUGUUGCUGAUGUGAUUUAUGACCCGUCUGCUUGCUAUGCGCAUAGCGAGUAUGAGCUGGGCAUUAUGCGGAUGUUUGGCGGGUUUAAUAGAUCGUUUUUUAACGAGUACCAUUCAAUCGUGCCUAAGACUGAGCCAGUGGAUGAGUACGAGGACCGAGUUAAGCUGUAUGAACUGUAUCACCAUCUGAAUCACUAUGCCAUUUUUGGCAGCGGAUACAAGGGCGGUGCUGUCGAUAUCAUGGUGCAAUUGCUCAAGAAGCCUAGAAAAGGCCAUGGCAACCCAAACGCUGCCCGAAAUGGCCCUCAUCCUCCUCAUCCUCCCUCGCAGCCGCGUGCUGCAGAGCAACAGCAACAGCCGCCAACAGGGCCCAGGGCAAUGCAGGUGAUUCCUACACCUCAUCCGUCCUUUAUCCAGGUCGCCAAGCCGUAUGUCUUUGAGCAUACUAUCCAGGAGUGUCUGGCAGCGACUGGGGUUGAUCCUCAGCGCGAGGACAAUGUGCGGAUCUCAGGUGUGACCUGGAUUGACAAUGUUCGCAAAGCUCUUCGUCUUCCCGUCCGAACUUAUAAUACUGCAUGCGUGUAUUAUCACAAAUUUAGACUUGUUCAUCCUGACAGUCAGUAUAAUCAUAUGGAUGCUGCUGCUGCCGCUUUGUUUACGGCGUGUAAAAUCGAAGACACUCUCAAGAAGAGUCGCGACAUCGUAUGCGCUGCAUACAAUUUGAAGCUGCCACCUUCAGAGCAAGUAUCUCCCGACGACGCUAUCUUCGACCAACAUUCCAGAGGAGUCAUUAUUCUGGAAAGACUAAUGCUUGAAGCAUCGGGCUUCGAUUUUCGAAACCGCCAUCCGCAAAAAUUACUUGUAAAACUUCUCAAGCAAUUCGGCAUGAAAAAAGACGACGAAGUCGGCAUAGUCGCCUACUGUAUCUCUCUCGAUUUGUACCGCACAUUUGCGCCCUUGAAGCAGACAACAGGUACCAUGGCAUUCGCGUGUCUUGAAUUGGCUUCUCGUCUUCUUGAUGCUGGUCUAGAGGAUGUUGAGGCUGGGAGGGGGUAUGCGAAUUGGAAGGUUGGACGGGCUGAAGUCAUGGAAACACUGCUCGACUUACUCGAUUUAUACACCAAUCACCGCUCCAGCACCGUCGUUGGACCGGAAUACCCGCUCGAAGCCUUCCUAGCCAUUCGCAUCCCUCUCAACAAGCAAGCCGAGGACGAAAGACUGCCUCGAUUCACCAACUGGAGGGAUACCAAACACACCGACGUCCCUAGUCAUGAUAGACCGGUCAAUGGCACCGCUGGCAGACAUAACAAAGGCAAAGGAAAAGGCAAAGGGAGAGAAAUCGCCAUGGAACAUGCUGCUGCUGCUGCUUCUUCUAACGUUCCACCACCAAACCCACUAACGCCGAUAUCUGCGAAUGGCGAAAAGCCUGGAUCGGGUGAUCGAGGCCGUGAUGGGACGGUGCGUUUCAUGCUGGAUAUAGAGCGUGCCGAGACAGAGAAGAAAAUAGUCUCUUCUUAUUUCAAGGAUGAUAUUGAGGAGGUUGUUGAAGAGUGA